AUGGCCAGCAACUCCACCUCUGUAGUUAGCCUUCCCAAGACGUCGUCAAGAUGCAUCUCCGAGAGCUUCACCGCGACGCACGAUUUCGAGGUAACCAAUUACCCUGAGCUCGACGGCAUGGGCGUCGGCGAGAUCGUUAGCUCAAGCACAUUCAGCGUUGCUGGCUACGAUUGGAAGAUCGACUUCUACCCGGACGGGUGUCGGGAGGAUUCUACCGGCGUUGCGUCAGCCUUUCUCUAUUGUGUCAGCGAGCUGGCGAAGGACGUGAAAACCAAGUUUACCUUCAAUAUGCUGGUAAAAGAGGGCAAAGCGCGGGUGUUGGUAACCAGCUUGGCCUUUUCAAAGUUUGAACAUGUCUUUUCGCCGGAAAAUGCCGUCUGGGGGUUGUCCCAUUUCGUUCAGAAAUCAGAGCUGAAAUCAUCGACCAACGUCAAAGGUUGCUACUUGAUCAUACGAUGCAAUCUCACCGUUACAAAAGAGCCUCGAACCGUGGCUAAGAGGAACCCUGUCGUGGUACCGCAGCCGAAUCUGCAAGACCAUCUCAGGCACAUGUGGAAAGAUGGACAAGGAGCAGAUGUGACGUUCAAUGUGUGUGGCCAACUGUUCCAUGCUCACAGGUGUUUGCUGGCUGCAAGAUCUCCGGUUUUCAAGGCAGAACUGUUUGGUCCCAUGAAGGAGAAGGCGAGCAUCGAGGUUGUCGACAUCGAGCCCCUAGUCUUCGAGGCGCUUCUUCACUUUGUGUACACGGAUUCCAUGCCUGAUGAUGAGCACUCCAAAGAUGUUAAAACGGCAAAGCUUCAGCACCUGCUAGUCGCCGCGGAUCGAUACGGGCUAGAUAGGUUGAGGGCGCUUUGUGAAAGCAAGCUCUGCGAGAGCAUUGACGUGGAGACUGUGGCAACAACACUGGUUUUGGCAGAGCAACACCAUUGCAAGGAUCUCAAGGAAGCUUGUGUUGAGUUCAUUGCUGCAUGGAAUGUGCUACCGGCUGUUAUGGCGACCGAUGGAUUCAAGCAUUUGGUUGCAAGCUGUCCUCUGCUCAUGAAGGAAAUACUGGACAAAGUUUCCUGCAGUGAUUAG
Triticum dicoccoides is the source of this 1077-nucleotide messenger RNA. RefSeq names its product BTB/POZ and MATH domain-containing protein 2-like. Gene Ontology annotation, biological process: protein ubiquitination. Gene Ontology annotation, molecular function: protein binding. The record is from RefSeq and is a predicted model, not a curated record. The coding region runs from base 1 to 1077 and encodes 358 amino acids. The transcript has a single exon. Lineage: Eukaryota; Viridiplantae; Streptophyta; Magnoliopsida; Poales; Poaceae.